Molecule: messenger RNA, 2513 nt
Organism: Gordionus sp. m RMFG-2023
Lineage: Eukaryota; Metazoa; Nematomorpha; Gordioida; Chordodea; Parachordodidae
Product: N-acetylated-alpha-linked acidic dipeptidase 2-like
Exons: 12
Coding region: 34-2451 (805 amino acids)
Molecular function (GO): carboxypeptidase activity
Source: RefSeq, a predicted model, not a curated record
AAUAAAAAAAAUUUAUUUUUAUUAUUUUAAUUAAUGUUUUCUCAUAUUUUUACAGUGUUUUACUUUUGUCUUAUAAUACAUAACUUAAUAAGUCAAGAUCAAAUCGAUUCAAAAUCCAUUAACAGCGAUGAAAUUAAUCAAAAUAUUCUGGAUAACAUAAAUGCAUCGAACAUUGAAUCAUAUUUACGCAAUUUUAGUGAAAAGGUUCAUUUGGCAGGAACUGUAAGGCAGAAAUAUUCGGCUGAAGCUAUUUACACCGAAUGGCUCAAGUUCAAGCUCGAUACAGUCAAAAUUCAAACGUAUCAAGUCAUGUUGACCUAUCCGAAUGAGAAAAAAGACAACAAGGUUUCAUUGAUUGACAAGGGUGGUGACGUCAUAUGGGAAUUUACCGGUAUAAACAAAGAUUCGUUUCCAGAUAAAAAUGACUCAGAGUUGAUUCUUCCUUAUAAUGCCAAUUCGGCUGAUGGAAAUAUCGAGUCGGAUUUAGUUUACGUCAAUUAUGGUAGCUACGAUGAUUUUUUGUAUUUGAAAACCCGAUUAAACCUUUCAUUGUCAGGUAAAAUUGGUAUCGCCAGAUAUGGUUCCAUCUUUAGGGGAUCCAAGGUGAAAAAUGCAGAAGUAUUUAAACUUGCUGGUCUUAUCUUAUACCCCGAUCCUAUCAAUUUCGCUCUCGAAGGUAUAGAUUCAAAUGUAGUAUACCCUAAUACCUGGUGGAUGCCGGAAUCAGGUAUUCAGAUGGGAACCGUAUCUCUUUUCAGUGGAGAUCCUAUGACUUUGGGAUAUCCUUCUCUACCCUCUAUGUAUAGGGAUGUACCGCCAAAAAAUUCUCUACCUUCCAUACCAGUUUAUCCCAUAUCAUACUCAGAUGCCUGGCACCUAUUAAGUGACAUGGAUGGCAGUAUCGUUCCUAAGGAAUGGCAGGGUGGCUUAAAUUUGACUUAUCAAACUGGACCUGGAUUUAUUGAUUCAAAAUCUGAGUGGAAAGUUAAACUCGCCGUAAAUUUAAAGAGGGAGAAAAGACCAAUCUACAAUGUGAUAGGCCGUAUAAAUGGAGAUAUAGAACCUGACAGAUAUGUAAUUUUAGGUAAUCAUAGGGACGCUUGGGCAUAUGGAGGCAGUGAUCCUGUAAGUGGUACUGCUUGCUUGUUAGAGAUUUCGAGGGUGUUUGCACUGUUACAUAAAAAUGGUUGGAAUCCUAGAAGGACCAUAAUUUUUGCCAGUUGGGAUGCGGAAGAAUUUGGAUUGGUAGGAUCCACUGAAUACGUUGAGGAAAAUAUGAAAAUUCUAAAAGAGAGAGCAGUUGCCUAUAUAAACGUCGACAAUUGUGUUACAGGAAACCAUUCGGUUAGAAUAAACGCGUCCCCACUUUUAUCUAAAAUCGUGUACGAAGUUUCAAAAAUGAUACCCAAUCCUAAUAGGGCUGAAAUAGGUUUAGGCCUGAAAACGGUUUAUGACACUUGGCUAGCAAGUUCCAAGACCCUGAGUGGUAACCCUAAUAUAGGAGAGUUAGGUAGCGGGAGCGAUUUUUUCCCAUUCAUGUAUUAUGCCGGUGUGACUUCUAUGGAUAUACGUUAUGUGUAUAAUAAGGAUGAUAUGAAUAUACCGAAUUACCCUUUGUACCAUACUAGAUAUGACACUUUUUACAAUGUUCACAAACACAUAGAUCCAGAAUUUAUUUAUCACAAAGCGGUAAGUCAGUUAAUAGCUAUAUUAGUUCAUUACUUGUCUGAUUCUCAAAUCGUACCCCUAUCACCUGCCUCUUAUGAAUAUUCCCUAACGAAAUUCUAUAGAAAUAUAAUUAAAGACUUCAACUCAACCCUGGAAUUCAGUAGGAUAUGCAUGAAUGAUCUUAUGGCUGCCAUAACAUAUUUCGAUCGUAAGAUGACAAUUUUCCAAAAUAAUUCACUAUUACCCUCCUUCACCAACACCACUUCGUCAAAUACACAAAAUUAUUCGGUCAUACAGGCUCGUUCAUUGAACGAUAAAUUAAUGAUAAUUGAAAAGGGUUUCUUGGACAUAUAUGGAUUGCCCCACAAACAUUUUUAUAAAAACUUGAUAUUAGGGCCAUCUAAUACAGAUAUAAAUAGUGUGUCUGGUUUUCCAGCCUUAAAUGACUUACUUUACGCACUGCAACAAUUGUCGAAUAAUUCCGAUAUUGACUCAAAAAUUUUAGAAUUUUGGGUAGGCGAUAUCAUUACCGAUUGGAAGAGUUGUAAUAGUGGGAAUGACUAUUCAAAUGAUUUAUUGAGUUAUACGUAUCCUGAUUUGUGUAAUUUUACCGAUCCAUCCAUAGAUUUUACACCAUCUACUUCAAAUGAUCAAAAUAUUUCACAUAUAGUGAAUGGUAAAUCUAAAUGUAAAUUAUCAAGUUUCUUAGUUGAGGCAAUUAAAAAGCAUAUCGCCGUUUUAGCUUUUACGAUCAAAUCAACUGCAGAUUUCAUAGAUGAUUAAGCAUAUAUGUGUAUAUAAUUUUUGGAAAAACUAUAGGAAAGAUAUUAUAUUAUUAAAAAUGG